AUGGAAGUGAAUAAAGAUAGUAGUACUCAGAACCCUGAGAAUAGCGCUGUAUUACUUCGGAAUAUUAUACCAUUCUCUUGGCGACCUAGUUGUAUUGUCAAUACCGCUAAUGAUAUUAUGAGGAAUAUACACGGUAGUAAUCCCGUAUUGGAGUCAAAGCCAACUGUAAAUAAUAAAAAUGCACCGGAAGUUCCUCUUGUUCCUCCAGCAGUUGGACCAUCGAACAAUGAAAAGUUGAACAGAAGGGAAUCCACUAAGUCAAUAAAGGACAAAACACAAAGAAAUAUAAUCGUAAAUAUUGUGUUAGUAGAAGCUAAAGGGCUCCCCGAUGUACCAGAUGAUGGACUGUCCCAUGGAGUCUAUUGCAAAUUUCGAUUGGGUUCUCAUACUUGUAAAUCAAAAUCUGUGUUGACCACACGAUACCCACAAUGGAAGGAGAGAUUCAAAUUAAACGGUGAUAGUGACCAGCUUCUUCAUAUAUCGCUAUGGGAUAAAGGGAAGCAUAAAAACUUUAUGGGCAGUUGUGUUCUAGAUCUGUCAAACCUUGAAAAAGAGCGGACACAUGAUAUUUGGCAGCAACUGGAUGAAAACUAUGGCUCCUUACACCUGUCCAUCACGAUAUGUAUUUUAAAGCAACUUGAAAGUACUUCUAAUCCAGAAUAUAAAGUUGAUGACUUGCGCUCUAAAUUUGCCUUCUAUAACGUCAGUACGGAUUUAAAUCUCGUCGGCCAAUUGCAUGUCAGAGUUUAUGGAGCUAGGGGUUUAAAGGGCAAACCUAGCGCAUACUGUACAUUGGAAUUGGAAAAUGAGAAAAUACACACGCCCAAGGCUUCUUACAGCGCUGAGCCUGUUUGGGACAAAAGUUAUGUAUUCAACAUUUAUGACGUUACAUCAACCCUUGAAGUAAAAGUACUCGACAGUUCUAUAAAUUCCUUACUUAACGACUUCCUAGGCAGAGUGACGAUACCUUUACUCAGAAUAAAGGAUGGUGAAAUGCGCUGGUAUGCACUCAAAGAUAACAAUAAAAGGAAAGGUGCAAGAGGAAACUGUCCUAGAGUCAGAUUAGAAUUGUCUUUGGUUUGGAAUCCAGUGACCGCUUCAUUGAAACUGUUCCGUCCUAAGCAGGUCAAGUAUAUAGCCAAGGAGCCAAAAUUCGACUUAGCACUUGUUUAUAAGAAUGUGAAAUUCAUUAGAGAUACGUUCGAGUUUCUUUAUGUUAUCAAUGAAUAUUUCAAGCAUUUAUUCGAGUGGGAAGAUCGAGAAUUUUCAGCAGCUGCGCUAAUUAUAUGGCUUAUCUUCUGGUACUAUUUUGAACCAUGGAUGGGUCCAUUGUUGACAUUAGCGUUAUUUCCCGUAGUCUACAUUUAUGAUCAAGAAAAAUGUUGGGAUUUUACAAAAACGCUUGCCACAGAAGAAGUGGUGGAUAUGGGAACUAUUGAUGAUUUACAGAACGGCGAUACAAUCACCGACAAAGUCAAAGGUUUGCCAGAGAUGACCCUGACAAUAACGCAUGGUAUUGAAUAUAUGGUGUCGGUAGCUGAAAGAUUAUAUAAUUUGGCAGCCUUUAAAGUCCCUUUUUUGAGUUUUUUGGCAAUGGUAUUACUUAUUUUUGGAUCUGUCAUCCUUUACAUAUUACCUUUCAAGUAUUUGAUGAUUUCUCUUGGUUUAUAUAAAUUCUUUAGAAAGCGUAUAAAUCCUCAACGAGUGCUGAAUAAUGAUUUAUUAGACUUCAUAUCAAGGAUACCUGAUCACAAAAUGUUGAAAGAUUGGAAGGAGCUCAGCGUUCCGGAACCUCAACAGCCCAGGAUAUCUGGUAGUUUUGGGAUCAAACCAACUAUACCCAAUGCUUCGUAA
Arctia plantaginis is the source of this 1854-nucleotide messenger RNA. NCBI's taxonomy places the organism in Eukaryota, Metazoa, Arthropoda, Insecta, Lepidoptera, Erebidae. The record is from the annotation of a GenBank genome assembly.